Larimichthys crocea (large yellow croaker) is the source of this 1850-nucleotide messenger RNA. RefSeq names its product HEXIM P-TEFb complex subunit 1 (gene hexim1). Gene Ontology annotation, biological process: negative regulation of cyclin-dependent protein serine/threonine kinase activity; negative regulation of transcription by RNA polymerase II. Gene Ontology annotation, cellular component: nucleoplasm; nucleus; cytoplasm. Bases 360 to 1439 code for a protein of 359 amino acids. The record is from RefSeq and is a predicted model, not a curated record. Gene Ontology annotation, molecular function: 7SK snRNA binding; cyclin-dependent protein serine/threonine kinase inhibitor activity. NCBI's taxonomy places the organism in Eukaryota, Metazoa, Chordata, Actinopteri, Sciaenidae. The transcript has a single exon.
ACGGGCUCCCUCUUCUUGAGCAGCACACUGGACACUGUUGUGACGGUAGAACGUCGUCUUCGGGUGAGCGAGCGCUCUGACAGCAUCGAAACAGUUAAUGGUAGUUAGCGACAGUUGCUCUGACAAACCCUUUGGAGGAGUAACAAGUCUUUACUGUUCGGAAGUUUACUUUGAGUUUGUGAGAGUUCGCUUUCAGACGACAAAACUCAAACUUUCUUUAGUGAUAUCGCCCUUAUUCUGGAAUAAGUAUAUUUUGUUCAAAUUGCGUCUUUUUUUUUUAACGAACUUUUGAAGCUCCGUUUUUUAAGAGCGCGAACAUGAUUUGAUAAGGAGGAGCCAUCAGAGCGGAUCAAACCAGGAUGACAGAGCCAGCGGAGCACAAGACCCAUCACCUGAAAACUUCAGCCAGCCCAUCAGGUGGGAUCAGCGGAGACGCUAUGGAGCAUCUCCCAGCCAGCAACCGUGGUGGAGCAGAGAACGGCCACAGGGGGCGACAGAGAGAGCACAAGCAGCAGCAGCAGCAGCAGCAGCAGCGGCGGGCGGAGAACUGUGGGGAUAUCAACAGAGACAAGUUAUGGCAAAUGAAAGGCGGACAGAGGGGGGUGUGCCCUGCCUUGGCUGACGGAAACGAGCUCCCAAAGUGCCCGAAAACUGAAGUUCACGGAGCGGCAGACGGUGAUAACACCUCACAGGGGAACAACAGUGAAGACAGGCAGCUGGAGGAGAGCUCGCUCAUCGACUCGGACACCGGGUUUGAUGUGCGCCUGGGCAAGAAGAGGCACCGGCGCAGGAACACCAGAAAGAAGCGCAACUGGAAGCCUUACUACAAACUUUCCUGGGAGGAAAGGAAAGCUCUGGAAGAGAAGGAGACAGCCAGAGCUUCUCGGCUGAGAGAGGAGAUGUUCGCCAAAGGGCUCCCAGUGGCCCCAUAUAACACCACCCAGUUCCUGAUGGACGAGCACGACCGGGAGGAGCCCGACCUCAACACUGAGACCGGGGUCAGGCGACCCGCAGGGGUCGGUGGCCGCAUGGAGGACACGGGCAGCGAGGAGGACUUGUUCGAUAACGAGGAGGAGGACGAUGAUGACGGCAGCGGCGGGGGCAGCGAUGGCAUCGGGAGGCCCGGGAACGCAGGUGGAGAGUUUCUCCAGAGAGACUUUUCUGAGACCUACGAGAUGUACCACGUCGAGAGCCUGCAGAAUAUGACCAAGCAGGAGCUGGUGCAGGAGUACCUGGAGCUGGAGAAGUGCAUGUCCCGGCUGGAGGAGGAGAACAACCGGCUGAGGCGCGCCGUGGAGCCCGGGGGUCUGACCGUGGAGAGCUCCCUUGUCCGGCUUGGAGAGCUGGAGAGGGAGCUGGAGAGACUGAGGGCCCAAAACACGGAGCUCCUCCUGCAGAACCAGCCGAGCAAGGACAGGGGGCAGGUCGCUACCAACUAAUGGACACAAUGCAAACAGGGGAACCCCUUUAAAAAAAAAAAAUUAAAAAAAGGUAAAACAUGGGACUGAUGCAUUUAAAAAAACAAACAAAAAAAAUUAAUCAGUUUUCUGUAAUCAGUUUGUCAUCUGGAUGAUGAAGUCCUUGCAUUGAAAUGCAAUACUUGACGUUUCUUUUCUAUUCGGACUGUAAGGCUGUCCUGUUCAUUUUUUUUUUUUUUCAAGAAGAAAUGUAAAUAUUUCAAAAUAAGAUUCUUUUUAUAAAGAGAAUGUAUUUGACAACACGAGAAUAUUUUGUUUGUUUCCCGGGUCAACUUCACAGAACACCCAUUGACAAAAAACUGUUUUUGAAUUUAAAAAACAAAACAAAAAAACAAUCCUCAUAUGUUGUUCAUACCUCUGCAUAUGUUUCUU